This is a messenger RNA of Drosophila kikkawai, 1047 nucleotides long. RefSeq lists its product as uncharacterized. The record is from RefSeq and is a predicted model, not a curated record. Lineage: Eukaryota; Metazoa; Arthropoda; Insecta; Diptera; Drosophilidae.
AUGCAGCCAGUGGCCAGCGAGAGUCAGCUUCGACGCGCGAGGCCAACAGCGGCGGCGAUCAGGAGCGCCCGAUUCCAGCCACCGGCUGACGACAAUCUAGGAGGAGAUCAACCAGGCGAUCUCGGAGAGCGUGUGCCCGGCCCAGGACCAGCGGCGGAGCACUUGGAGACAUCGCGCAUGGGCACUCCGGCCAAACCAAUGCUCAAGAUCGACACGACGGCGUUUGUGCUGCCGAACCUGGCCGGCAAUCUUCCGACAAGCACAAUUGAUCGCAUCAUUCUUGAUAGGCUGCCAAAUAUGCCAUUGGCAGAUCCGUCGUUUUUCCAGCCCUCUCAGAUAGACCUUCUUCUAGGUGCGGAUAUUCUUCCGUCUGUCCUGCUAUCAGGCUGGAGGCCAAACAUAUCCAUAGAGUCCGAAGCAACCAUGGAAACACUUCUCACAAAAUUUUGGGAGGUGGAGGACCUUCCAUUUGGAGUGGGAAAGGAGACGGACAAGUUGUGUGAAGACUUUUUCGUCCGAACAACUACCAGAUCCUGCGACGGGAAAUAUAUAGUAUCCCUGCCCUUCAAGGAUUCAGAGCACAUUGACUUGGGGCAUUCGAGCAGUUCCGCACUCUCACAAUUUCUGAGGAAUGAGACUCGCUUGAAGAAGGAGCCCACUCUCAAAGACACUUAUGACUCAGUGAUCCAAGAAUAUAUCGAUCUUGGCCAUAUGAAGCCGGUGCCUCCGAAUACCGACAAAAUAAAUUUCUAUCUACCCCAUCACGCAGUAUUCAAGCCCGAAAGUGCGACGACAAAAGUUCGCGUAGUUUUCAACGCAUUCAGUCCUUCUUCCAAUGGGAACAGCCUUAAUGACAUCCUGUAUCCAGGGCCAGUACUGCAGUCCGAUCUCACUCUUCAAAUCCUGAAGUGGCGGACGUUUAAAUUCGUUUUCAAUGCCGACAUCACCAAGAUGUAUCGGCAAAUUCUCCUAAACCAAGAACACACCCCGUUUCAGAGAAUCCUCUUUCGAAAUGGCCAAGGGGAUAUAUCCGACUUCGAGCUUUAG